AUGAGGGAUUGGCUUCAGGAAAAGAAAUCGAGCAGGCAGCCAGGCUCUUUUCAUAUCUAUUUAUCUAUAUAUCUAUCACACACUGUCCAUAUCUAUCUAUCUAUCUAUCUAUCUAUCUAUCUAUCUAUCUAUCUAUCUAUCGCACUAACUUUUAUCUAUCUAUCUAUCUAUCUAUCUAUCUAUCUAUCUAUCUAUCUAUCUAUCUGUCAGAUCUCACUCCUACUUUCUCCCCACGCUCACUCUCUCUCUCUCUCUCACUCAUUUUCUGUUUUCCUCCCUUUCUCUUUCUUGCUUUCUGUUUCGUUCUCAUUUUAUCCACUCUCUCUUUCUCCCACGGUCUUUUUCGCUAUCUUUCCUACUUCUUUGUUUGUUUGUUUCUUUAUUUAUUUUUUUCUUUUUUUCUUUCUUUGUCUCUCUCUUUCUAUCGUUUUUCUUUGUUUCUUACUCUCUUUCUGCUUCUUUUUCAUCUACUUCUCCCUCUCUCUUUCCCUCUCUCUCUCUCUCUCAUCCCCCUCUCUCUCUAUCGCUCUCUCGCUUCCUCUUUUUGUCUUUCUUGCUUUCUGUUUCUUUUGCAUUUUAUUUUCUCUUUCUCCUAUUCUCUUUUCCUCUCUUUCCUUUCCUCAUUCUUUCUUUCUUUCUGUUUCUCCCCUUUUUUUUCUUUUUAUCUCCCCUUUUUUUUCUUUUUAUCUCUACUUUGUUUCUUUCUCUCUCUCUCUAUCUUUCUCUUUUUCUGCUUUCCCCUCUUUCUUGUUUUCUGUUCCUUUCUUAUUUUCUUUUCUCUCUUUCUCCUAUUCCCCUUUUCUUCUCUUUCUUUCUCCCAUUCCUUCUUUCUUUCUGUAUCUCCUUUUAUUUUUCUCUUUCUUUGUCUCUCUCUUUAUCAAUCCUUUUUUUCUUUGUUUGUCUCUUUCUUUCUUUUUAUCUCUCUCUCUCUCUCUGUCUGUCUGUCUGUCUGUCUCUCUCCCGAAUGUGUUGCAAGAAGAUUAA
Molecule: messenger RNA, 984 nt
Organism: Acanthosepion pharaonis
Lineage: Eukaryota; Metazoa; Mollusca; Cephalopoda; Sepiida; Sepiidae
Source: the annotation of a GenBank genome assembly